ACGUCUUUAUACAGAAAGUUUCUUAUCUAUGAGUUGUUUAAACCUCCAAGUACUUUGCAUGAGUCUCUCCUUUAGCACGAGGAGACAAAGAAGCAGCCACUGAGCUAAUCUGUCUUCGUGCAUUGUGGCUGUGCACCCUGUCCAUGUGACGCUCUGCCUCUUAUCCUCUUACCUUGGCUCUCACAUCACUGCUCAUCCUGCAGCACUAGUCUCCGUUUCCUCGCCAAACAGAGAGGCAGCACAUCUGGAGUCAUGGUGAAGCAGAAGAGGAAGGUGGUGCUGAUCACCGGCUGCUCCUCCGGCAUCGGCCUGAGUCUGGCUGUGAUGCUGGCCAAGGAUGAGAGGAAGCGCUACCGUGUCAUAGCCACUAUGCGUGACCUGCAGCGUAAAGACAAGCUGCUAGAAGCUGCUGGGGACGCCUAUGGGAAGACGCUGUCCCUGGCUGUACUGGACGUCUGCAGCGACGAGUCGGUCAAACAGUGCAUCAGUGGCAUCAAAGACCGACACGUGGACAUCCUUAUCAAUAACGCAGGUAUCGGCAUUGUGGGUCCAGUGGAGAGCAUCACCCUGGAAGAGAUGAAGACGGUGUUUGAGACCAACGUGUUUGGAGUGAUUCGCAUGAUAAAGGAGGUGAUGCCUGACAUGAAGCAGAGGAGAGCGGGACACAUCAUCGUGAUCAGCAGCGUGCUGGGCGUGCAAAGCGUGGGCUUUCACGACGUAUACGCAGCCUCCAAGUUCGCCAUCGAGGGCUUCUGUGAGAGUUUGGCCGUGCAGCUGAAGAUGUUUAACAUCAAGCUGUCGCUGAUUGAACCAGGCCCUGUUCGCACUGACUUUGAGUUAAAGAUGAUUCAGGAGGUGAAGGAGAGGGAGUGUCCAGGAGCUGAUGCUGAAACUGUGUAUUACUUCAAGGAACUCUACCUUCCUUCUGCUAUAAACAUCUUUCCAGCAGUGGGACAAACACCUGAGGAAAUUUCUAGACGCAUCAAGAAAGUGAUGGAAACAAGCCGCCCCAGUUUCCGUAACCUGACCAACUCUUUGUACGCACCGAUCGUGGCACUGAAAUAUGCUGAUGAAACCGGAGGACUGUCUGUCAAUUUCUUCUACCACAUGCUCUUCAACCUGGGCCCUGUACUACAUUACACUGUAACAGCCAUGAAGUUCCUCAGCUUUGGAUUUCUGAAGAGUGGUACAGUUUCUCCACACUAGAAACAAUAAAUAAUAUACAUUAUGUGUAGUCAACAGAAAAAGCUAACACAAGGCUAAGGCUUUUAUUCAUUUUUGAUUUUUAAGACUAAAAAACUCAAAAGCAAGAUAUGUUUAUAUAUCCACAUGAUAUAUUUAUAUAUACAUAAUUCUCCAACUGUGACAGCUAUCAAAGUGUGCAAAAUAAUUUCCCUCUGGAAUUAAUAAUGUUUUUUGAAUCUUGAACAUACACUGAAAAAGUCUGGCCUUGAUAGAAAUACAAAGAGGUUUACCUCAACAAACAACAACAACAGCAAAAGUAAAUCCUUUUAGCUUCUAUCUGUGCUGCAGGUCCCCCCUCCUGACACAGUUGGCUGUCUAUAAAAAGCCCACUCAAAAGGUGACCCAUUCCAGGCUGGGAGGACGACUGACCGGGACACGGAGCACGAACAACAACAAAGAGCUUGAGCAGCGUUUUAUUAUGUCCUCUCUGUAAAAGCAGCUAAAAUCCAGGGUUAAUGAUGUUCUGUAAAGGUUCACACUCAACAGAAAACAGGUUUACGUGAGUUCUUAGAUGACGUAUCACUGCAGAAAUAUAGGAAAUUCUAAAACUAGCUCCACUAAACAGGACUCAGGCUCAGACUCAUGCAGCAGAGGAUGCCUCCGUUUCAUAGUUUAUGCUUUGUCAUUUGCCAUAUUUUGUGCUGCACAUACGAAUUCUGUGGUAGUGAACAGUUUUUACAGAUUAUUUUUCUGUGGAUAAAUACCACGUGAGUCCACCUUAGUUGAAUUACUACACCCUUGUUUAGGAUUGAUUCUAGCCCCCCACAGUGCCAAGAAGUAGGGUUUGCACUUUAGACUGCUUGUAGUCGGAUUUUACUUAAUCUGUACUGUAUCUGUCCCACACAGCUUGUUUGCAGCCAUUACUGAUGCAAAGAUAUGUUUAUACUUUAUACCAGUGUCUAUUUACAUGUAUAGAAUUGUGUUGUUUGUAGAACUGUAUCUGUAAAAUGAUUUAUUUUAAUUAAUCAAAUCUUAUUCUGUAUGUUUAUUAAAUGUGCAAUAAUUCAAGCAGAACAAUCGGUGAUUAAAUAAAGAAAAUUAAACAUUUUGAGUUGUGAGAUGAUGUUUACUUCUUACUCUAAGUUAUUUUAUAUAUAUUUGAGUUGUUUUUUUUUUUUACAAAUGUGUGAUUUCUUCACUGGGUGCACACACUACACUGUGAAUAUGAAUUCAGUUUUAGAAGGUUCUAAUUUUUCAGGGUGGACAAGCAUGACUCGUUUGGUCUAUACUGAAAUUUAAGAAAAAAUAUCUCUCAUUUAAAAAAAAAAAGACUUUUCCACUUGUUUAAUGUGUACGAUUAAGAUUAUUAUGUGUGAUAGGUUUAAAAAAGUGAUUACAAAUACUUUUAUUAAAGAAACAAUUACUGGGUUUAUUGUAACCAAGAUUUAAAAAAACACAAAACACAACGUACAGGAAUUAAAUAAUCUGAUACUCGUGAUAGGAAACAAAUCUGCAAACUAUGCUUUACCCUAACUUUGCUAUGCUAGCAGGCUACAUGGAUUUUAUAGGAAUGCAGUGAUAUGUUUACGUUAUGCGUUACUCAUACAUAUUGUACUGUUAUAUAGUUACGGGAGCUGCAGAACUGAAACGUUUA
Betta splendens (Siamese fighting fish) is the source of this 2839-nucleotide messenger RNA. Its product is annotated as retinol dehydrogenase 8-like. Gene Ontology annotation, cellular component: cytoplasm. The coding region runs from base 253 to 1206 and encodes 317 amino acids. The transcript is spliced from 6 exons. Gene Ontology annotation, biological process: estrogen biosynthetic process. NCBI's taxonomy places the organism in Eukaryota, Metazoa, Chordata, Actinopteri, Anabantiformes, Osphronemidae. The record is from RefSeq and is a predicted model, not a curated record. Gene Ontology annotation, molecular function: estradiol 17-beta-dehydrogenase [NAD(P)+] activity.